AUGGCCUCAGUCACCAUUCCCGUACCACUUCUGUCCCCCGAGUCCCCUGCGCGGCGCACAGGCCCGCGCCCAGAGUCCUGGACCAUCCCGCCUGUUGACGUCAAUGAAGAUUUUGUGAGGAAGCUGGCGAUCUUGAUCCUCAGCCUGGUCGACCCCUUCGAUGCCUUCUACAUCAGAUGGACCCCUGACCACGUCCGAGCCAUCCUGUGCGCAGACAACGAGAUCGUGCCCUGGCUCACAUGGAUCAACCGAGCAUCCUACCAGAGCACCACUCCACUUCCAAGAGUGCCUAAAAACCUCGAUCGGCUCAUCUUUACCCUCCUUCCCUCCGCGCGAAUCACCGCCACCACCAGCACCUUCAACAGCUCCUGGAAGAUUGCCGAAACCAUGACCCUGAUUGGCCUGCCCACGCCCAAGGAGAAAGUUCUUGCCCUGCAACACUGCCUCCGAAAUGCCCUCGAUUACAAGAAGCUGCCGAGGUGCCGAGAUCCGCUGCCCCGCAGCAUCCUGGGCGUGUCUGGUCUCCAUCGCCGGAUGACCACCCUCGAGGAGCAGAUCGGACAACCCUCUCUCGAUACCCGAUUCACCGUGGUGCUCGCCCUGAGCCAGGACCAUGCGUGGCCCCAGACGGUCAAGACCCUUGCCGUCACGGGAGAGCUGGACCACCUGCAGAUGGCUGCCUUGCAGCAACUGCACACUGUCCGCUCGCCAGUCCUGGCCGUGGCGCUGGUCGUGGUGGUGCUCCUCACACCUCCGUUCCAAACCAAGCUGGAGGUCCCGCACCCGGGCUUCCCUUUCGAGGCUGAGCUGAGGGACACAUUCUACCUUGGGCUGAACGCCCUGCAGGCGCAGCAUGGGCUGGGCCAUUUCGCGCAGAGCCUGACUCCGGCCAUGACAAACCUGCCCGACGCCCAGCUGAGCGACAUGGGCCAAUGGCAUCAAUACUGGAACACCACCUUCCCGUACAUCUGCCCGCCGCCGCAGGUACAGGAUAACAACAGUGACAAACAAAGCGAGAAGACCUCCCGGAGUUCGGGACGUUCCAUCCAGUCCACCAGCCGACGUGGUCUGCUCAACCACAAGAUUUCUCUCCCUUCCCUGCACCAGAAGCUGUCGAUUCCGUCCCUUCGGCCUUUCAUGUCUCACAACCGCUCCAAGACCAAGCUGCCAUUCGUGCCGAAAUGA
Messenger RNA from Fonsecaea nubica, 1185 nucleotides. RefSeq lists its product as hypothetical. The record is from RefSeq and is a predicted model, not a curated record. The coding region runs from base 1 to 1185 and encodes 394 amino acids. NCBI's taxonomy places the organism in Eukaryota, Fungi, Ascomycota, Eurotiomycetes, Chaetothyriales, Herpotrichiellaceae. The transcript has a single exon.